This is a messenger RNA of Diaporthe batatas, 1413 nucleotides long. RefSeq lists its product as uncharacterized. NCBI's taxonomy places the organism in Eukaryota, Fungi, Ascomycota, Sordariomycetes, Diaporthales, Diaporthaceae. Gene Ontology annotation, molecular function: protein binding. The record is from RefSeq and is a predicted model, not a curated record. The coding region runs from base 65 to 1054 and encodes 329 amino acids. The transcript has a single exon.
CACAGACUUCAUCCCAAUUCGACGAUACCAAAGUCAACGACUCAGCAGACCAUGUAUUCACCCAAUGUCGAUGUUCAGGAUUAGUCAGGCUGGGGCCAAGGGCUUUGGCGUCUUUGCGACGCAGCCGAUUGCCCGCGGGACUCGCAUCAUUGCUGACAGGAUUCUGCUCUCGGUUGACAACAGAGACACGAGCGUCCUCCGCGCGGCAGCACGGCUCAGUCCCGAUGACCUCCAAGGGCUGCUGAGUCUUUCGAUGAACAAUGCCAAGCGGCAGUCAUUGAGCUACCUCGCCACCGCGGUCUCGGGGUCCUUCCCCUCCCUCGGGUCCAUCAGACAAAGAAGGGAUCUCCUCAACAUCUUUUACAACAAUAACUUUGCUCUAUCGGGACCAAAUGGCAAGCGAGCCGUGUUCCAGACCGUCGCACGGCUCAAUCAUUCUUGUGUCCCCAAUGCCCAAGGCAACCUCAACGCUGCCCUGCCCGGCAGCCAAUUCACCAUCCACGCCCUCAGGGAAAUCGCCGAAGGGGAGGAGAUCACCAUUUCGUACCUCCACAACGAGUUGGAAGUGCGCCAAGAGCGCCAGAAAUGGCUCCACGAGGGCUAUGGCUUCGAGUGUGCGUGUGAAAUAUGCAGUAUCAACAACCACCAUCCCCCGGGAGAAAGGCACGAGCAGAGCCACCAGCGCCGCCUGAAGAUCCAGCAGAUGCUGUCUGACUUUUCUGGCCGGGGCUCCACCGCUGAUGGCAUCUCCCGCGAGUUGGAAGCGACAAAGGCUGUCAUUGACACAUACGAGCAGGAGGGCCUGGCGGGCAGGGAGCUGGCUUCGCUCUACUUUGCCGCCGCCGGCCUGGCUACCGAGCUGGGACACACCAAGGAGGCGUCCGAUCUGGGUGCGAAAGGUCUACGGGUCGAACAAGACGCCGUCGGAGUUGACAGCCCUUUCUACAUUGCCAGUCUUUCAGCGUCCCGGCAGGGUCAGUUCGCUGGAAACAGGCUGGUCAGAGACCAGGUAGAUGCGAGCUCGUCUGGAUUGUCUUAUGAACCCUGGAUGUGAAUGCUGGGCAGACGAGGUGAAGCAAUGGGCAUCGAUGAUGUCUGGGUAACGCCUACCCUUAAUGGACGGGGUACCUAUUGCGAUAUGCAACCCGCGCAACCUAUGAUGAUGGGACAGGCUUAGAAACUCGAGAACGGAAAUUUGCGUACCCUUAAUCGGAAGGUGUGUACCUAUCUGCUGACUAAGAAGUAUUCUAUAUAAGAUGACUUCUUGAAAGGGCCGGCUGGGGUGAAGGGGGUGAGCCCUGGAGUGUGAAGCAUAGCGGAGGGCUGUGAGUAGGGCCGGUAGGCACAACCCGAGUUCCUAGAGGACCAACCCGCCCUAUUUAUAGUCCCUUAUCGUAAAGAAGACUUAUUUAU